Molecule: messenger RNA, 4779 nt
Organism: Mus musculus (house mouse)
Lineage: Eukaryota; Metazoa; Chordata; Mammalia; Rodentia; Muridae
Gene: Kif4
Product: kinesin family member 4
Exons: 23
Coding region: 1694-4222 (842 amino acids)
Biological process (GO): mitotic cytokinesis; mitotic spindle midzone assembly; microtubule-based movement
Cellular component (GO): midbody; cytosol; cytoskeleton
Molecular function (GO): ATP binding; microtubule binding; microtubule motor activity
Source: RefSeq, a predicted model, not a curated record
GAUGAUAGAACGUCUAUUUCUUUGUUCUAUUUAUACUUUUAAAAUAAAUCCUAAUACUGUGUUUGCUAUCCAUUUUAAAGAUUGGGGAUGCCAUUGGGGAUUUUACUGAUAAAAGAAUAAAGUGUAGCAGAUAAAGCAAGAAACCUUUACAAGAGCCAAAUCCUGACGUUUCUUAAUAUGUUCUGUUAAAGAUCUUGGAACUGGAAAGUACUGAGAACUACAGAUUUUAAGAGUGAUGAAGUGUAGUUGAGGGAAAUCUGUUUUCUGUGCACUUGUACAGAAAACACAUGAAAAGUGGCCAUGACUAAAAAGAAGCAAAUAAGCCAGGCUUUGCAUUAACCUGGGUGAGAACUGUGGCCUGAAUUAAAAACAGUAGCAAUAAAUAUGAAGGAAAGGUAACACAGAAGACAAGGAACAAGAGGAAAAUAGAGUUUAUGGGGUUUGCCUAGUUGCAGAGUUAAUGUAGGAGAAGAAAGUCUGGUAGGGGGAGCCAAGUUUGAUCUUCAAGUUUCUUACUUGGAUUACUGAAUAAGUGUUAUAUUGACCAAGGAACGCAGAUGGAAACCCAGAGUCGUACAUGAGAACAGAAAUGGUAUAUUUAGUUUGUGAAUUUGAAAGACAUGUGGGAAAUGUAAGUACAAAGAACGCAAAUCCAGGUGGCUGCAUGGGCUGGAUGUAGAGGGUCUCGGAGGAAGGAUAAGGAGGCAGCUGCAAGAGCAGUAGCAGUUAGAUGGUUUCUGAACGUAGUGAGCAGAUGAGUACAGCAAGAGGACUCACAAUGUCUGCUAAAGGACGCAACGAAGAGGUCCAAACUCACAAGCUGAAAGCACCGGCACUUAAAGAAUGGGAAAGGAGAGGCAGAUAAGAAUAGACAGGAAAAGAAACUAAUAACGUCACCAAAGCCAAGGAAAGAGCAUUUCAAGGACUGUUGGCAUAAGUAUAAAUUUACAAAGAAAUAUUACGUUGGAAAGUAUCUAUUGGGUUUUUUUUUUAAUCUACAGGGAAGCUGUUGGCAAUGACUAUGAGGUCAGGGAAGUACUAAGAGCCAGUCAUGGGAUGAUAAAUAGAUUAGUAAAUAAGUGAAUGGCUUUUUGUCCAAGGAGGCAAAAUGAGAAAAGGCAAUGGUCCAGGUAAUCAAGGACAACGAAAUAUAAGUUUGUAUUUUAAAUAUGGGAGAGCCUUGAAUAACUGAAAGAACUAAUCAGACAAGACUGAAACAGAACCGGGACUAAGGGCAGUUUAUCUUCUAAUUGCAAGCAGAUGGGUAAUAGGAUAGGGAGAGGGCUUAAAGAGACCACACAUGGCUUAAAAUCACUCAACAGAAAUGGAAAGGUAGCUAACUCCAUGUAAUGUGUGGCCCUGUAAAGAUGACUUACAGAGCAGCUCCGUCUUGGGGUAGGAACUGAGAAGGCAGGAAUUGUAUUGAUAUGGGAAGUUUUGAGGGUUUCUGCUUGCUUGCUUGCUUGCUUGCUUGGUUUGUUUGUUUUUUUCGGCAGAGACUCAUGUAGCACAGGCUGCCCUUGCCCAUUUCUGUCGUUGAAGAGCGUCUUGCUUCUGUCUCCUCAUUGCUGGGACUAAAGGUGACCACCACCAUGUUCAGGUCCAACAGCUGCAGAUCUUGCUGCUACAAGCCCAUGGAGGCACCUUGCCUGGAGAUAUAAAUGUGGAACCAUCAGAAAAUCUUCAGUCCCUGAUGGAGAAGAAUCAGUCUCUGGUGGAAGAGAAUGAAAAAUUAAGUCGUGGUCUGAGUGAGGCAGCUGGUCAAACAGCCCAGAUGCUGGAGAGGAUCAUUCUGACAGAGCAAGCAAAUGAGAAAAUGAAUGCCAAGCUAGAAGAACUCAGGCGGCAUGCGGCCUGUAAAGUGGAUCUUCAAAAGCUCGUGGAGACAUUGGAAGACCAGGAGUUAAAAGAAAACAUAGAGAUAAUUUGCAACCUACAACAAGUGAUUGCCCAGCUAUCUGAUGAAGCUGCUGCUUGCAUGACUGCAACCAUUGAUACUGCAGGGGAAGCAGACACUCAAGUGCAAAGCAGCCCAGAUACCAGCAGGUCUUCUGAUGUUUUCAGCACUCAGCAUGCCCUACGCCAAGCUCAGAUGUCCAAGGAGCUGAUUGAGUUGAAUAAAGCACUUGCACUGAAGGAAGCCCUAGCUAAGAAGAUGACUCAGAAUGACAACCAACUCCAGCCCAUUCAGUUCCAGUACCAGGAUAAUAUUAAAAAUCUAGAAUCAGAAGUCCUCAGUCUACAGAGGGAAAAAGAAGAACUGGUUCUUGAACUUCAAACAGCAAAGAAGGAUGCCAACCAAGCCAAGUUGAGUGAGCGCCGUCGUAAACGUCUUCAGGAACUGGAGGGUCAAAUAGCUGAUUUGAAAAAGAAACUGCAAGAACAGUCCAAACUUCUGAAGCUGAAGGAAUCCACAGAGCAUACUGUCUCCAAGCUGAACCAGGAGAUUCGGAUGAUGAAAAACCAGCGAGUCCAGUUAAUGCGUCAAAUGAAAGAGGAUGCUGAGAAGUUUAGGCAAUGGAAGCAGCAAAAAGACAAAGAAGUAAUCCAGCUAAAAGAACGGGAUCGUAAAAGGCAAUAUGAGCUGCUCAAACUUGAAAGAAACUUUCAGAAGCAGUCUAAUGUGCUCAGACGUAAAACUGAGGAGGCAGCAGCUGCCAACAAACGUCUUAAGGAUGCUCUGCAAAAGCAAAAGGAGGUUGCAGAAAAACGCAAAGAGACUCAGAGCCGUGGGAUGGAAAGCACUGCAGCUAGAAUGAAGAAUUGGCUUGGAAAUGAAAUUGAGGUUAUGGUCAGUACUGAGGAAGCCAAGCGACAUCUGAAUGGCCUUCUUGAAGAGAGAAAGAUCCUGGCUCAGGAUGUGGCACAACUCAAAGAGAAAAGAGAAUCUGGAGAGAACCCACCUCUUAAACUCCGAAGGCGCACAUUUUCCUACGAUGAAAUACAUGGUCAAGAUUCAGGAGCAGAGGAUUCUAUUGCCAAGCAGAUUGAAAGCCUAGAGACCGAAUUGGAGCUCAGGAGUGCGCAGAUUGCGGACCUACAGCAAAAGCUGCUGGAUGCUGAAAGUGAAGACCGGCCGAAACAGCGCUGGGAGAGUAUCGCCACAAUUCUCGAAGCCAAAUGUGCCAUAAAGUAUUUAGUGGGAGAGCUCGUCUCCUCCAAAAUACUGGUGAGCAAACUAGAAAGCAGCCUGAAUCAGAGCAAGGCCAGCUGUAUUGACGUGCAGAAGAUGCUGUUUGAGGAGCAAAAUCAUUUUGCUAAGAUAGAGACAGAGUUAAAAGAAGAGCUGGUCAAAGUGGAGCAACAGCACCAAGAAAAGGUGUUGUACCUUCUCAGCCAGCUGCAGCAAUCCCAGAUGACAGAGAAGCAGCUGGAGGAGUCAGUUAGUGAAAAGGAACAGCAGCUGCUGAGCACACUAAAAUGUCAGGAGGAAGAGCUUAGGAAGAUGCAAGAAGUGUGUGAGCAAAAUCAGCAGCUUCUCCAAGAAAACAGUGCCAUCAAGCAGAAACUGACCCUACUCCAAGUAGCCAGCAAACAGAAACCCCAUCUCACAAGAAAUAUCUUCCAGUCUCCAGACUCUUCCUUUGAAUAUAUUCCACCUAAGCCCAAACCUUGCCGCAUUAAGGAAAAAUGCCUAGAGCAAAGCUUCGCCGUCGAGGGGCUGCAGUAUUAUUCAGAGCCUUCUGUGGCCGAGCAGGACAAUGAGGACAGUGACGACCAUGCUGAUGAGGAGUGGAUCCCAACAAAACUAGUCAAGGUGUCCAAGAAGAGCAUCCAAGGGUGUUCCUGCAAAGGUUGGUGCGGGAACAAGCAAUGUGGAUGCAGAAAGCAAAAGUCAGACUGUAAUGUGUCCUGCAGCUGUGACCCCACAAAGUGUCGCAACCGCCAUCAGAACCAGGACAAUUCAGAUGCUAUUGAGCUAAACCAAGAUUCUGAAAACUCUUUCAAACUGGAAGAUCCCACAGAGGUGACCUCAGGCUUAAGCUUCUUCCACCCUAUCUGUGCAACUCCCAGUAGCAAGAUCCUAAAAGAAAUGUGUGAUGCAGAUCAGGUGCAGCUGAAGCAGCCCGUGUUUGUCUCUUCUUCUGACCACCCAGAACUGAAGUCUAUAGCGUCAGAAUCACAAGAAAAUAAGGCCAUAGGGAAGAAGAAGAAGCGAGCUCUGGCCAGCAAUACCAGCUUCUUCUCUGGCUGCUCUCCUAUCCAAGAAGAGUCCCACUGAGUUUAGGGCCAUUGUCUCUUCUGUCUGCCGUGGACACAGUCCGAGGGUGAGGCACAGAGGGGAAGAGCACUAAUGACUUCAGUAGUUUUAGGUCUUGCUAUUGAGAAAAUGAGAAAAGUGUCCCUGAAAGGAGGAGGACCUUGGCUGAGUGUUGGCCUUUACUAUCUAAGCCUUCAAACAACUACUUUGCUUCUCUAGAAGGCAUUGAGCCUUCUACUGGAGAGAGAACCAACUGACCUGCCUGAUAAGUCUAGAGGAGCCAGUCCCCAGUACAGUCUAGCUCACUCUUUGUGAGCAGUUGAAUUGUCUCUUCAUGGAACUAAGGCCGACAUGUUCUUCUUUCAUGAUCACAUCAGCUUAAUGGAAGAGUCUCGAGUAGGAUGGAGACCUGGCUCGACUCCCUCACCACACCUCAUGAAUUGGGCAGGGAGCUUUCCUGCUCCAUUCCAACGCCAGACUUGACAAACCCUUCAACUGUCUGUCACACGUGUUACUGAAGUGAAUGUCACAUUUUAAAAAUGUUAAGAAAAUAAAUAAACCUUAGUUCAUCUACUAGU